AUGGAAUCUGGGAGAAGGGGAUGGAAUCUGGGAGGAGGGGAUGGAAUCUGGGAGAAGGGGAUUGAAUCUGAGAGGGCGCGAUGGAAUCUAGGAGAAGGGGAUGGAAUCGGGGAGAAGGGGAUGGAAUCAGGGAGAAGGCGAUGGAAUGUGGGAGAAGGGGAUGGAAUGUGGGAGAAGGGGAUGGAAUCGGGGAGAAGGGGAUGGAAUCAGGGAGAAGGCGAUGGAAUGGGAUGGAAUCUGGGAGAAGGGGAUGGAAUCUGGGAGAAGGGGAUGGAAUCUGGGAGAAGGGGAUGGAAUCUAAGAGAAGGGGAUGGAAUCUGGGAGAAGGGAAUGGAAUCUGGGAGAAGGGGAUGGAAUCUGGGAGAAGGGGAUGGAAUAAGGGAGAAGGGGAUGGAAACUAGGAGAAGGGGAUCGAAUCUGGGAGAAGGGAAUGGAAUCUGGGAGAAGGGGAUGGAAUCUGGGAGAAGGGGAUGGAAUCUGGGAGAAGGGGAUGGAAUUAGGGAGAAGGGGAUGGAAGCUGGGAGAAGGGGAUGGAAUCUGGGAGAAGAGGAUGGAAUCUGGGAGAAGGGGAUGGAAUCUGGGAGAAGGGGAUGGAAUCUGGGAGAAGGGGCUGGAAUCUGGGAGAAGGGGAUGGAAUCUGGGAGAAGGGGAUGGAAUCUGGGAGAAGGGGAUGGAAUCUGGGAGAAGGGGAUGGAAUCUGGGAGAAGGGGAUGGAAUCUGGGAGAAGGGGAUGGAAUCAGGGAGAAGGGGAUGGAAUAUGGGAGAAGGGGAUGGAAUCUGGGAGAAGGGGAUGGAAUCGGAGAGAAGGGGAUGGAAUAUAGGAGAAGGGGAUGGAAUCUGGGAGAAGGGGAUGGAAUCUGGGAGAAGGAGAUGCAAUUAGGGAGAAGAGGAUGGAAUCUGGGAGAAGGGGAUGGAAUCGGGGAGAAGGGGAUGGAAUCAGGGAGAAGGGGAUGGAAUAUGGGAGAAGGGGAUGGAAUCUGGGAGAAGGGGAUAGAAUCAGGGAGAAGGAGAUGGAAUGAGGGAGAAGAGGAUGGAAUCUGGGAGAAGGGGAUGGAAUCUGGAAGAAGGGGAUGGAAUCUGGGAGAAGGGAAUGGAAUAUGGGAGAAGGGGAUGGAAUCUGGGAGAAGGGGAUGGAAUCUGGGAGAAGGGGAUGGAAUUAGGGAGAAGGGGAUGGAAGCUGGGAGAAGGGGAUGGAAUCUGGGAGAAGGGGAUGGAAUCUGGGAGAAGGGGAUGGAAUCUGGGAGAAGGGGAUGGAAUCUGGGAGAAGGGGCUGGAAUCUGGGAGAAGGGGAUGGAAUCGGGGAGAAGGGGAUGGAAUCUGGGAGAAGGGGAUGGAAUCUGGGAGAAGGGGAUGGAAUCUGGGAGAAGGGGAUGGAAUCUGGGAGAAGGGGAUGGAAUCAGGGAGAAGGGGAUGGAAAAUGGGAGAAGGGGAUGGAAUCUGGGAGAAGGGGAUGGAAUCGGAGAGAAGGGGAUGGAAUAUGGGAGAAGGGGAUGGAAUCUGGGAGAAGGGGAUGGAACCUGGGAGAAGGAGAUGGAAUGA
Molecule: messenger RNA, 1539 nt
Organism: Closterium sp. NIES-65
Lineage: Eukaryota; Viridiplantae; Streptophyta; Zygnematophyceae; Desmidiales; Closteriaceae
Source: the annotation of a GenBank genome assembly